AAAUUGUGUCUCGAACCGUGUAAAAAUGUCAGCCAGGACAUGACUCGAGAUGUUCACCGGGGAUCAUGUUGUCCCGACUGAAGUUUCAGUGUAGCAUCAUUGUGCCAUGAUCUUGCCCUGGGAUGGGAGAUAUAAAGUAUGGUGGCAUGGCAUGAUAUCUCCAAGCUGGGAGAAGUCCAGUGAUUCCAUUUAAUGACUUCAACGAUCUUAUUCUUCUAUUGAGUUCCGACUAUAGUUUCUCUUCGAAGUAUUCAACAAGCAGAAACAGAAGCAUCGAACCGCAGGUGCCAUGUUCUCAAUCUCGUCUCUGCCAUCACUUGAGAGCAAGGUGUUCAUUGUGACAGGAGGGAACACGGGAAUUGGUUAUACAACAUGCCUUAACUUGGCUGCUAAAGGGGCUCGAGUCUACCUGGGUGCUAGAUCGCCGACAAAAGCAUCGCAAGCUAUUGAUCAAAUCAAGCAAGAGCAUCCCAAAGCCGACGUCCAGAUACUCAUCAUGGAUCUCACUUCUCUUUCAACUGUGAUCGAAGCGGCCAAAUCAUUCGCUUCCAAGGAAACCAAACUCCACGGUUUGAUUCUCAACGCAGGCAUCAUGGCGCCGCCAUACGAGGUCACUGCAGACGGCUACGAGAGCCAAAUGCAAGUCAACUAUAUCUCUCAGUGGCUUCUCACUUACCAUCUACUUCCGAUUAUAGAAUCGACUGCUCGAAAAGAAGGACCUGGUGCUGCCAGAAUCGUUUGUGUGUCUAGCCACGGCCAUCGCGAAAAGCCUUUUAGUGUGCAGAAGAUGCUGUAUGACAAGACGGAGAUCGAGAACUUUGGCAGUUUUGGUCGAUAUGGGUUGAGUAAACUCGCGAACGUUCUCCACGCCAAGACACUGAAUGUACAAUAUGGACCAGGAAGCGAACAUGCUAGGCAGGGAAAGGGGGAGAUAUGGUGUGCGUCGGUGCAUCCGGGUUUCAUCGCUACGCAACUGAACGAGAAGAAUCGAGAUAAUGCCAGUUGGAAGUUGAGCUGGAUUCAUCCAGUGCUGAAAUUCUUCGGUAUCAUGCGGCCAUGGAGCAAGGGAUGUGUGAGCAACGUCUUUGUUGGAGCGAGUCCAGCCUUCACUGCCGACAUGUGUGGUUUGUACUUUGACGAGAAAGCGAGGGUGGCCAAGGAGAACGCAGCGGCCAGAGAUCCAAAUGAGCGCGAGAAAUUGGAGAAAUGGACGGUAGAAGAAUUGAAGAAAGGAGGGUGGAUCUGAAGUUCUGCAGAUGGGUUGCCAUGUACAGUAUGUAUAUUUUGUUUUGAUCAAAGAAGAGAGGGAACGUUUUCCAAUACAACUCAGCAUGAUUAACA
Mollisia scopiformis is the source of this 1341-nucleotide messenger RNA. Its product is annotated as NAD(P)-binding protein. NCBI's taxonomy places the organism in Eukaryota, Fungi, Ascomycota, Leotiomycetes, Helotiales, Mollisiaceae. The transcript has a single exon. The record is from RefSeq and is a predicted model, not a curated record. The coding region runs from base 497 to 1246 and encodes 249 amino acids.